CUUCUCAGGUAAUGAAUAUUGGUUGCUGGCGGGCUGAUCUUCUCCCGACACGUCUAUAUAAACUGGUCACCUUCUGGCCCUUCCUUUCUAUCUCUUCCUUCUCAUCAUCAGUCUCAAACAAGCCUCUUUCUCUCCUACCUUCACUCUCCACUUUCUCCUUUCGAAAGGGAUAAAACUCUCCUCCUCAUUCUCACCUAUAUAUACCUUGUGCUUUUCUCGCAAUGAAAGUUGAUACCCCCGAUUCUGCUUCCACCAUCAGCAUGACCAACACUAUCACCAUCACCGUAGAGCAGGACGGUAUCUAUGAGAUCAACGGUGCCCGUCAAGAGCCCGUGGUCAACCUGAACAUGGUCACCGGUGCGAGCAAACUGCGCAAGCAGCUUCGCGAGACCAAUGAGUUGCUCGUGUGUCCUGGUGUGUACGACGGUCUGUCCGCCCGUAUUGCCAUCAACCUGGGCUUCAAGGGCAUGUACAUGACCGGCGCCGGUACUACCGCGUCUAGACUGGGCAUGGCCGAUCUGGGUCUAGCCCACAUCUACGACAUGAAGACCAACGCAGAGAUGAUCGCGAACCUGGACCCCUACGGUCCUCCCCUGAUCGCAGACAUGGACACUGGCUACGGAGGCCCCCUGAUGGUCGCCCGUUCCGUUCAACAAUACAUCCAAGCCGGAGUCGCGGGAUUCCACAUCGAAGAUCAGAUCCAAAACAAGCGAUGCGGACACCUGGCAGGCAAGCGCGUCGUCACCAUGGACGAAUACUUGACUCGCAUCCGCGCCGCCAAGCUCACCAAGGACCGCCUCCGCAGCGACAUCGUGCUGAUUGCCCGCACCGACGCCCUCCAGCAGCACGGCUACGACGAGUGCAUUCGCCGCCUUAAGGCCGCCCGCGAUCUUGGCGCCGAUGUUGGUCUCCUCGAGGGCUUCACCAGUAAGGAGAUGGCGAGGCGGUGUGUCCAGGACCUUGCGCCUUGGCCGCUUCUGCUCAACAUGGUGGAGAACGGUGCUGGGCCGGUUAUUUCCGUCGAUGAGGCUAGGGAAAUGGGCUUCCGCAUUAUGAUCUUCUCGUUCGCUUGCAUUACUCCUGCCUAUAUGGGGAUUACCGCUGCUCUGGAGAGGCUCAAGAAGGAUGGUGUGGUUGGGUUGCCCGAGGGGAUGGGGCCGAAGAAGCUGUUUGAGGUUUGCGGAUUGAUGGACUCGGUGAGGGUUGAUACCGAGGCUGGUGGAGAUGGGUUUGCUAAUGGUGUUUAAUUCUUUUCUUUUUUUGAUUCUUAAUUCCCUGGUUGUUUUGUUGUGAAAGUUUCUUAUUUUUCUGGUUUGUUUUAUUUCCCCUUCUGGUAACUAAUUUUGUGUGAGAAAGAGUUGUUGAGUUGGGUUGAACUGCAUUGGAUGGGAUUGAUUUAUUUUCGGGAUCAAAGUGAAAGGAAGGGAAGGGGGCUGUGUUAUUGGUUUUCGAGUGGGGACCGAUAUAUUCCUACUAUACAUAUCGAAGCUUGCGUGGUACAUAUACUAGUAUCUACUACAUUACCAAGAAUGGAAAUGAAAACUGGGUGUUAGAUUUCAGUUGACAGG
This is a messenger RNA of Aspergillus welwitschiae, 1568 nucleotides long. Its product is annotated as isocitrate lyase/PEP mutase family protein. The transcript is spliced from 3 exons. The record is from RefSeq and is a predicted model, not a curated record. Gene Ontology annotation, molecular function: catalytic activity. The coding region runs from base 222 to 1247 and encodes 341 amino acids. Lineage: Eukaryota; Fungi; Ascomycota; Eurotiomycetes; Eurotiales; Aspergillaceae.